Myotis myotis is the source of this 3871-nucleotide messenger RNA. It is a transcript of the gene RABGEF1, whose product is annotated as RAB guanine nucleotide exchange factor 1. NCBI's taxonomy places the organism in Eukaryota, Metazoa, Chordata, Mammalia, Chiroptera, Vespertilionidae. Gene Ontology annotation, biological process: vesicle-mediated transport. Bases 72 to 1703 code for a protein of 543 amino acids. The record is from RefSeq and is a predicted model, not a curated record. The transcript is spliced from 11 exons. Gene Ontology annotation, molecular function: small GTPase binding; zinc ion binding; guanyl-nucleotide exchange factor activity. Gene Ontology annotation, cellular component: endocytic vesicle; cytosol.
GGAUCCGCCAACGAGUAGAGUUUAUGUGCUUUUGAAAAUUUCUCUGAACCUGAGAUUUCACAUGUGAAAAAAUGGAGAUAAUGUCUACCUUGGGGAAGAAAAUGAGCCUUAAGUCUGAACGCCGAGGAAUUCAUGUGGAUCAAUCAGAGCUCCUUUGCAAGAAAGGAUGUGGUUACUACGGCAACCCUGCUUGGCAGGGUUUCUGUUCCAAAUGCUGGAGGGAGGAGUACCACAAAGCCAGGCAGAAGCAGAUUCAGGAGGAUUGGGAACUGGCAGAGCGACUACAGCGGGAGGAGGAAGAGGCCUUUGCCAGCAGUCAGACCAGCCAAGGGGCUCAGUCCCUCACAUUUUCCAAGUUUGAAGAAAAGAAAACCAAUGAGAAGACUCGCAAGGUUACCACAGUGAAGAAGUUCUUCAGUGCUUCUUCCAGGGUUGGAUCAAAGAAAGCAGAAAUUCAGGAAGCAAAAGCUCCCAGUCCUUCCAUAAACCGGCAAACCAGCAUUGAAACGGAUAGAGUGUCUAAAGAGUUCAUAGAAUUUCUCAAGACCUUCCACAAGACAGGCCAAGAAAUCUAUAAGCAGACCAAGAUGUUUUUGGAAGCAAUGCAUUACAAAAGGGAUUUAAGCAUUGAGGAACAGUCAGAGUGCACUCAGGAUUUUUACCAGAAUGUGGCUGAAAGAAUGCAGACUCGUGGGAAAGUGCCUCCUGAAAGAGUUGAGAAGAUAAUGGAUCAGAUUGAAAAGUACAUCAUGACUCGUCUCUAUAAGUAUGUGUUCUGUCCAGAAACGACUGAUGAUGAGAAGAAAGAUCUUGCUGUUCAAAAGAGGAUCAGAGAGAUUAGAAGGGAGGGGAGAGAUAGAGCGCUCGAGAGAAACAUAGUUGUGAGAAAGACACAUCGAUUGGUUGCCUCCUACACACAUCCCCACCAGGGUCAGGGAUCAAGUCUACAAUCAAGAGCCCUGCACUGGGUUACACCUCAGAUGCUUUGUGUCCCUGUUAAUGAAGAAAUUCCUGAAGUGUCUGAUAUGGUAGUGAAAGCAAUUACAGAUAUUAUCGAAAUGGAUUCGAAGCGGGUGCCUAGAGAUAAGUUGGCCUGCAUCACCAAGUGUAGCAAGCAUAUCUUCAAUGCCAUCAAGAUCACCAAGGAUGAGCCAGCUUCAGCCGAUGACUUCUUACCUACUCUCAUUUACAUUGUUUUGAAGGGUAACCCCCCACGCCUUCAGUCUAAUAUUCAGUAUAUCACCCGCUUCUGCAACCCAAGCCGAUUAAUGUCUGGAGAGGAUGGCUACUAUUUCACCAAUCUGUGCUGUGCUGUGACUUUCAUUGAGAAGUUAGACGCUCAGUCUUUGAAUUUAAGUCAGGAAGACUUUGAUCGAUACAUGUCUGGCCAGACUUCUCCCAGAAAGCAAGAAUCUGAGAAUUGGUCUCCUGAUGCUUGUUUAGGUGUUAAGCAAAUGUAUAAGAACUUGGAUCUCCUGUCUCAAUUGAAUGAACGACAGGAAAGGAUUAUGACUGAAGCCAAGAAACUUGAAAAAGACCUAAUAGAUUGGACUGAUGGAAUUGCAAAAAAGGUUCAAGACAUUGUUGAGAAAUGUCCACUUGAAAUUAAGCCCCCAAAUCAGUCUUUAGCAGCUAUUGACUCUGAAAAUGUUGAAAAUGACAAACUUCCUCCACCAUUGCAACCUCAAGUAUAUGCAGGAUGAUAAAAUGUACAGAUAGUAUUUAUUUGAGCCUAAAUUGUAGCUAGUCCUUACUACAGUCCACUGAUUGAGAUAUAGAAUAUAACUUAAUUGCUUUUAAGUGUCAGAGCAUUUUUCAAGGUACAGUUUGUGGGGAUUGUUUUUGUUUUGUUUUCCUGGCAGGGGAAGCUUAGUAAAUAAUAAAGUACUAUUUAUUUGAGUUACUGAAAUAGAUUCAUUUAAGGCUUGUGUGAAAUUUUUGUCUAAAUCUAUUUUUUCUCCACGAUUUUCCUAUGUGCUUCCAUGUGGUAUUCAGUGUGGUUUAGAUUUGGGUAAAUAAUUGCCUCUUAAAGGGUAAAACAAAUGAAUGCUACAAAUGUAUGUUUAAGGGAAUUCAAUGGUACCACUAUUCUAUAAUUUAAAAUAAUUUUAUAAUUGUAAAGAUAGAAGAUAUAUUGAUAAGUAAGUAUAUAAAAUUGUAUAUAUGUAAAAAAAGAAAAAAGGAAUGGUGUGUGCUGUGCAUGGCAUUUCAUAUGUUCAUUUUUUGGGUUUAAAAUGGUGUAUUGAAUGUUUGCCUUUAACACCAUUUUACUUGGUUUGCCCCACUACAGUGAAUGUAGAAGUUUUUAGACAUACUUCCCUUAAAAUGUUGACUCUAUUUUUGACACUAUGGUAACCCUGAUUUUAAGGUCCUGUAUAGUCCUGUAUAGUCAGAGACUAUGACACCAUUGAGGUUCAGAAUAAUUUUAAGUUUAAUUCACUGUUCAGUAUACUCAGUUGAAGGCUUUGAGCCAUGCUUCUCACACCUCUUUCCUCUAUCCAUUCAGCAAAUAUUUAUUGAGCUCUUUGAUGUAAAGGAGACCUUGCUCUGGGUCAAAGGACAGCAGGGACCAGGACUCUGCUGAUGAGAGCUGACGGGGAGCUCUCAGAACUGUAAAGUGCAGGUGACCUUUUGCCUCCAUAGUGUACUUUUGACUUUAUGGACAACCCAGACACAUGUCACAUAAACCUCUUUUUGGGUUUCUCAACUUCAGCACUAUUGACAUUUGGGGCCCGAGGAGUUUUUGUUGUGUGGUGCAACAUCCCUAGCCUCUAUACCCACUAGUGACUAGUAGCAACCCCCCCCCCCCCCCAGUUGCGAAAAAUCAUCGUAGAUAUUGCCGAAUGUUACCGGGGGUGGGGAGCAAAAUUGCCCCCAAUUAAGAACCACUGAUCUAUAUUGUAAGCAAGGUAGUUCUGCCAGUGGUUAAUAUGCUGUAACCAAAGAAUAUUGCAUGAAGUGCACACCAUACUGUUAACUGACCUCUUCCAGUGAGGCUUUACCGUCACCAUCCAUGCAAAACUUUUUCUGAUUCUAAUGGAGCCUUUCAUAACUUAAAUAUGCUGCUUAUGAUACUCCUUCCCAGCAAUCAUUUCUACAAAUUAUCAGUGUACCUGUGAAAUUGUGAGUAAUUCCCAGGGAAUUACCAUUCUUGAACAAGAUCACAUCACACAAGCAGUAAAGAAAGUUUCCUUUGUUUUCCCAAUAUCUUGCUAAUAAUGUACCACAAAUUUGUAGUCAGUAAUUUUGGAAUAAAACUAGGGUGCAUAUAAAACUUUUUAUCCUUAAAUUUACAUAUAAAAUCCAUCAAGUUGACAAGUCUGUUGUCAUAAAGCACUGAAGACAUGAGUCAGCUGAUCACCAAGUUCCUAUGGAAUGGAAUGAGUUACUGUGAAAUAUGAAUGAGAACUUGCUCUUAGAAACGUGGGCCCAAACGAUUUUCACACAAAGCUUUUCUCCGUUUUUCUGUUUUAUUUUCUAUGUACUUUCUAGGUGCUAACCCAGAUAUGCACACUCUUAAUUCUCCUGGGAAUAUAUAGUUCUUUUAGUCAUUGUACAUUAUGUCUGUUAAAUGAAAUGUGUGUAUCAGCCUCCCACUGAAGCAGUCUUCUUUGGAUUUCUUACAUAUCUUAAGGCAAUAUGUUGAAUUGACUUUUUUGUAUAUAUCAUAUUGGUUGAAUUCUUCAGAUGUGGACUCUUGCCUUAGCUAGAGGCUUAUAUUUCUCUUAAGCAUCAAUACUAUGGCCAGAGUUUCUGUUUUCUCAACCAGAAAGUAUUGAUAUUUCAUGUACUAUAAAUGUGAUUAGAAUAAACCUUGGGAACAGAAGUCCUUAUCAAUAAAAUUUCAUGAUCCAUUCCUUUUCCAAACUGA